Leptidea sinapis is the source of this 2176-nucleotide messenger RNA. RefSeq lists its product as uncharacterized. The transcript has 17 exons. Gene Ontology annotation, molecular function: protein binding. The record is from RefSeq and is a predicted model, not a curated record. Lineage: Eukaryota; Metazoa; Arthropoda; Insecta; Lepidoptera; Pieridae. Bases 82 to 1926 code for a protein of 614 amino acids.
UUCCACCGUAUUUUCUAACAUGUUUGGUAUUUUAACACAUUUCAUUAAAAUGUAAAGUACAACCAAGAAUAACUGCUGAGAAUGUUCUAUCCGGCUAAGUCCCUGCGUCCAGGUGGACGGUUCCAUAUCUGUUGGGUUGCAGAUACCUAUCCUGCUUGCUUUGAAAAGAUUAGUCCUGAACAAAUUAUUUCGCAAGAUGUUCCCCGAUUAUGUGAAGAAUUACUUAAAAUUAUUAACCAAGACACUGGGCGAAGAAAAUAUUACUCUCUGCGUCUCUGUUCACAGCUUAUGAGAGGUUUGGCAAAGAUUAACCAGAGAAAAGCUUCCAUACUACUUGAUGAGCUCUGGGCUAUUAAAAGAAAUAUAAGGGUUCCAGAUAUAAGUUUUAGGCAUAUUGAGUUAAGAGCUGGAAGAUUAAAUUUGCCAAUAUUAGAUAUUGAUGAAAUGCAAGAGUCCACAUUAGAAGAAAUAAUGCAGAGUACCAGUAACUCAUCGGCACAUAUCGAGGAUAUAACACUACAAGAACCAACACUACCAGAGUCUCAUGUAUGGCAUAUUGAUUUCAGUGAGCUAGCACCUAACGAAGCAAUGCAGUUCUUGACGGACGAUCCACUUGAAGUGAUGUUAGCUCGCGAGACUGGCGUGGCUGCACCAAGUGCAGACAUGACGACAGCACUUGAUAUUUCUGCAGGAGCUCGCAAGUCGCGAGGUGACGUUUACGAUGAAGAAAUACCCGAAUUCGACUUCUCUAUGCUGACAAUAUCUACCGACGACAAUCUACACCCUUCUCUUCAUUUGCACGAAGAAACCCCAUCCCGCCAACCUGAAAUACCCCAAAAUAUCGUCGUCGAAACGGACACAACGAUGACCAAAAAAGAUAGAACAGAAGAGGAUAUGACAUUGGAACCAAUUGAUGCAGAUGAAUUGAAGGCAGAGCGAUCGGCCAAGAAAAGAAAACGCAAGACUGUAGAUAAAAAAAUUACAUUAUCUACAUCCGAAAUGAUAGCACGUAUUAAUAAUACAUACGCCUAUCAACGCCCUAUGAAUACAAGGAACGACCCCAAAGCAGUAAAAUUUGCUGGGGCAGCCAUGUUUCAGCGGCCGGCGCACCCUCAUCGACCUGGGAGCAGUCUUCCGCAAUCAUUGGCCCGAAUCUUCUUACGUAAUAUCGCUGCUAGACAGGCAGUACCGCAACCUGACGAUCACUGGGAGGAGGCGUUAGACAGUUAUUUGGAAGGUGUGUCUCAGCUAACUUUGACUCCAGGUGACAACGUAUCCGUACGAGAAGAAACUUUGCCAACACUGAUAGUUGACAGAACAACUGAAGAAGCGUCUAUUGAGAAAAUUCCUUCUCCCGUAAAAAGAUCAAGACAUAGCGGCGUGCUAUUUCGUAAAGCUGUACGAAAUGUGUCGAUGGAAUUAGACGAGAUUGAGAUCAGCAAAGAGAACAUAGCGAACAACGAGCAGAUCACACGCAGCAGACUCGCCUCGAUGUUAGGUGAUGUGGGAAAAGACGACCUGUCUGAACGUGGACCAGUCGAGCUGAGAGCUGAGCUGCAGAGUGGUAUACGUCAACAUAGUGAAUGCAGUGAGACACCGCUUGGGAGCCUUGAUAGAACUCUGGUGUCCCUUGGAGUCUCCGAGACUACAACUGAUUCUAAAAGGUUUAUAAGAAAUGAAUGGGGAAUAGAGGGCACGAUGCACAAAAUAUGGAGGCUGCUUUCGUACGGCAGAGUCCAGUCGAUCAGUUUUGAGCAGCUGUUAAACGACGCAGUGGUGCCGGGCCACUCACGGCUCAUAGCCACCGAGUGUUUCAUGUCUAUUCUCAAAUUGCGACAACAUGGAUUCGUAAAAGUAACGGUGGUUCCAGGUACAAAUGAAAUUAAGGAUAUAUAUCUAGGGCCUCUGAUGCAAAAGCACAUUUAAAUGUGCCGAGUGCAAGAAUAAAUAAAAAACAAAACCUACCUUUAAGUAUUUUUUUUAACUUUGUUUUAAUAAGUAUAAUGUAAUAGAAAAUUAUUCGUUCGUUGAUAUUUUAAUUACUUGUUUUAAUGGAUUUCAAUAAUUGUUUCAUUUGUAAGUUUUAGUACUUUGUUUUAAUAUAAUGUAAAAGAAGUUCAUUUUGUUGAUUAUUCGAUAAGUGUUUUUAUGUUUUUCAAUAAAUAUUUUGAUUCUG